CAUCUAGACCGCUGCAGUAGACUUCUUCCGAUCGCAUUACAAAAGAACCCAAAAAAACAAACAUUCUCUGUCAAUCGGAAAAGCGAGAGAGAUGUCUUCUCCUCCAUCGGAAAAAGACCCGGAACGAGCAACCGCUGUGGGAGACAGCGUCAACGGAGGCGCGGAAGAGAAGAAGGGCGAACGGGAGGAGUUCCUGCAGAACGUGGUGGUGAUGAGGCAUGGGGAUCGUAUCGACAACUGCGAGCCGAUGUGGAUAUCGACGGCUCCGAGGCCGUGGGACCCACCAUUGACGGAGGCGGGGAAGAUCAGGGCGUGGUGCACGGGAAAGAAGCUGAGGAGCAAGGAGCACAAGAUCGACAGGGUGCUGGUAUCGCCCUUCAUCAGAUGCAUCCAGACCGCGGCCGAGGUCGUCUCCGCCCUUUGCGCCGUGGACGAAGCCAGCCUCCUCAAGGAGACGAGCGCGAACGUUGUCCUCGAUCCUUCCAAGGUCAAGGUUUCGAUAGAAUAUGGGCUGUGUGAGAUGCUAAGCAGGGAAGCAAUACGUAUGGAUUUGAUCCCUAAAGAUGGAAACUGGAUUCUUGAGAUAUCUGAGCUCGAAGCAAUGCUACCAGCUGGAACACUGGAUCGCUCUGCAGAGCGUGUAUACCAAGAGAUGCCGCAGUGGGAGGAGCAGCACUCUGCCGCAAGGCACAGAUACAAAGAAGUUAUUAUGGCACUUGCAGAUAAAUAUCCACAUGAGAACUUGUUGCUUGUCUCACAUGGUGAAGGAGUUGGGGUUGCAGUCACUGCCAUCCUAAAGGACAUGGUUGUAUAUGAGGUAGAAUAUUGUGCCUAUGCACAUUCACAGAGACUAAUCACCUUCAUCCCUUCUGGAGGGUUUAAAGCUGAGGAUUUCAAAAUGCUAACAAAGAACGGGAAAACUGGUAUCUGCUUUUACUCCAGGGAGGAAGAUUAUUGAUUUGUAUGUGGCAGAUUUUCGAGGCUCUGCACCCUACAAAUGGCAUCUGUUAGAUGGGUCUCAGAACACCGUUGGCGAUGGGAGGCCCGAUUGUUUUCCAUUUGCUUGGAAUGUGUUUGUUAUCUAUUUUGCUUACAUACAGCCAACAGGAAAGGGCAAAGACCAAUUGAAAUUGUAGGUUCCAUUUCUUGUAACUGUAUUAAACAGUUCUAUGCAUUUCCGUUUAUGUGAAACUACAGGGUGUUGAGCUUGACUCACUAUUCCUUUUCUUUGCUUUUUUUCCUUUCUUCUUCUUCCUUUUGAACUCAAUUCACCAUUCUAUUAGAAGAACGACAGGUUUGAUUUUGGUUACUA
This is a messenger RNA of Magnolia sinica, 1312 nucleotides long. RefSeq lists its product as uncharacterized. The record is from RefSeq and is a predicted model, not a curated record. Bases 92 to 958 code for a protein of 288 amino acids. Lineage: Eukaryota; Viridiplantae; Streptophyta; Magnoliopsida; Magnoliales; Magnoliaceae. The transcript has 4 exons.